Atta colombica is the source of this 2542-nucleotide messenger RNA. Its product is annotated as CAS1 domain-containing protein 1. NCBI's taxonomy places the organism in Eukaryota, Metazoa, Arthropoda, Insecta, Hymenoptera, Formicidae. The record is from RefSeq and is a predicted model, not a curated record.
CGCAGACAAUCGCAAAUGUCAUGAAAUCGCAUGGCCGCCAAUCAGCGGCGCAUCCAUGAUGCCACCCAAUGCUGCCAUUGCUCCAAUGCUGAGGCCGCGGGGUGCUACUUGGCAGUACUUGGCAGUACUAUGGUAUUAUUAACUUCUGUCAUAGGUAGCGAUUCUUGCAAAUGGUUAUUGACAGAAGGCAGAUAUAAAGGAGACAAGGAAUGGCAACCAUAUGGCUGCAUGAUGCACCACUAUACACAAACAGACAGCAGAAGAUGUAUGAGAUAUCUAGCUUUCAUGGGCCACCAUAAUCAUUUUGUAUUUAUCGGUGAUACUAGAAUAAGGCAAUUAUAUAAAUCAUUUGUUUCACAAUUUAUGGUUGAGGGUAAAACAUCCGAUCUUACGGAGCUACCAGAAAAUUCCGACUUGGGCUUUAAUGAUGGACAACUCAAGUUAAAUGUACAAUUUCUAUGGAGGCCACGACUUGAUAAUUCUAUGACAGCAAACCUUAGAGGCUGGAUGAAGGCAGAUGCACCUAGUGUAAUUGUCGCAGGCUCUGCUGCAGCUGUGAUUCUUGCAAAUAAUAAUAGUGAUACGCAACUUUAUUCGGAAUACAAUACAGGUUUGAUUCGACUAGUACAGCCGAUAGAUUUUUUGGCUAAAAAGGAUUCUCAAUUUCUAUGGCUCUUACAAGAUCCUGUACUCAAGGAAAGACUGCCCGCACAAUUGUCGAGUUUAGACAACAAACAGAUUAACUUGUGCAACAAAGCAGCCGAGAAGAUAUUAUCUCACAGUGAGGCUCGUAUAUGGCAAAGCAGCAAGUUAGUCGGUACAGGUGUUCUUGAACAAAGUCCAGAUGGUUAUUUGGCGAGUCCAUUGUCACUUCGGCAUAAAGUUCAAAUAUUAUUAAAUACAUAUUGCAAUGAUCAUAUGAAUUUCGAUGAUGGCAGUUGUUGCAGUUAUCCCGAGCCGGCAACUACUUUACAGUUGUUAACUCUAUCUGCGCUUGCAUUAUUCGUAACAAUAGGAGGAGGUGUAUGGCUAUAUAGAAAAUUGUACAGGUAUCGUUUCGAAGUAUCCUAUUCUCAUGUUACCACUGAGGAAGUAAGUGACACGGAAGAAGCAGGUACUUCGGAGGUCAUUCAAGUUAAGCAACCUGAGAUACAAGAUUUCUAUACCCUCAUUACAUCACUGGCUCUCUUUUCAACUAUAUUAGCAUAUUUUUACUUAUGCGACAGAACAAAUUUUUUCAUGAAGGAGAAUAAAUAUUACAGUGAAUUCAGUUUUUGGCUACCACUUGGCUAUAUCUUAGCUCUUGGAUUAUUUUUCACUGAAGAUCGCGAGAGGGGACCGAGAGUGUUAAAUAGAGAACAAACGGAUGAAUGGAGAGGUUUAAUGCAAGCGGUUGUGCUUAUAUACCAUGUUACUGGUGCCAAAAAUGUCUUACCGAUCUAUAUGUAUUUAAGAUUAAUUAAUUCUGCCUACUUAUUCUUGUCUGGAUAUGGACACUUUUAUUAUUUUUGGCAAACUGGCGACGUAUCUCUUGUCAGAUUUGCUAGAGUUAUGUUUCGAUUAAAUUUAUUGACAGUAUCCUUAUGCCUUUGCAUGAACAGACCAUAUCAAUUUUAUCACUUUGUACCAUUAGUAUCAUUCUGGUUUUUAGUAAUUUACUUUCUAGCUUGGUUACCACCCAGAAUAUAUUCUGGAAGUUUAACAGAAUAUGGACCGAGAGCCUUGCUAUACUUUGCUCUAAAACUUUUGGGUCUUGUAUCAACAAUUACCGUAUUAUACAUGUCAGAGGUGUUCUUUGAGAAAGUUUUUGUCACGAGGCCCUGGAAAGCAUUAUUCGUGACAACUGAUGAUGAUAUCCGUGAAUGGUGGUCUCGUUGGAGAGUCGACAGAUACAGCGUAGUCUGGGGCUUGACUUUUGGAGCUGGUCUUGUCGCUCUUCAGAGAAUAGAUCACAUUCCAGGCACUGCAUUGUCUUCUAUACUGGCAUUAAUUUCCUUAAUAGCGUAUACCACUUUCACAAUUUUGUGUCACUCUGUAUCAGAAUGCGAGGAAAUUCAUUCUUACGUUGCGUUCAUUCCGAUUGUAGGCUAUAUUGCUCUUCGAAAUGCAUCAUUGGCAUUACGCGGAAAACAUUCUGCACUUUUAGCUGGAUUAGGUAGAAUAAGUUUGGAAACUUUGGUUGCGCAAGGCCAUAUAUGGUUGGCAGCAGAUUCGCAUGGAGUACUUGUAUUAUUACCCAGAUUUCCCGUGUUGAACUUGUUGAUUACGUCGUUUAUUUUCAUAUGCGCUAGUCACGAAAUUCAUAGAUUGACUCGCAUUUUAGCACCUUAUGCAGUACCGAAUGAUUGGAAACUAGUAGCUCGCAAUUUGUUGCUGUUCACAGCUGUGUUAGUACCUAUCGGCAUUCACGAUGGAAUGUUUUAAAAAAUGCAAAUGUCAUCUUCAUCCAAAAUAAGUUAAAGAUAUUAGUAGUAUUAUAACAUGUAUGAAGAAAACUCCAUAUCAUAGCCCAAAUAAAGGGCAGAUUAACUAAGUAAAUAGA